AUGUCCCGGGCAAGAUCGUCUGACUUUCACGACUUCGACGACGCGAAGGCAAGGCCAUCAGCUGAUUCACAUACACUUGGUCGAGGACGCUUCCUGAGGAGGAGGAAAGUUCUGACUCUCUACAAAAACCUUUUGAAAGUUGUGAAAAUAUUACCUGACAAAAAAGAUCAAGAAGAGCUGCAUGAUUGGGUGAGAAAAGACUUCAAGAGCAACAUGGGGGAGACUGAUGAGAUGGCAGUGAACAUGAAGAUUUCUUAUGGAGAGAAAUCCUUGGAGAAUCUCAAGCGCAUGAUCAAACAGUCUAAGUGAAAGAAGUCAUACUGGUAAAAAUCAAAACCAUGAUGGGGGAUGAUCCUCCUCUUCUGGCAGUUGGGACUGAAGUGAGUGCCAAGUACAAAGGUGCCUUUUGUGAGGCCAAGAUCAGGAAAGUAGUGAAGAGUGUAAAGGCCAGAGUGACAUUCAAACGUGGGUUUGGAAGUGCAGUUGUGACUGAUGACAAUAUCAAAGGAACUCUAAGAGCUGGAAGCUUGGUGGAAGCCAAACAUCCAGAUAAAAACCAGUUCUUGGAAGCUACUAUCUCCAAGAUUCAGGACUGUAGUCUGUAUACAGUAGUCUUUGAUGAUGGUGACAUCACAACCCUAAGGAGAACUUCCUUGUGUCUGAAAUCUGGGAGACAUUUUGCUGAGAGUGAAAGUUUGGAUCAAUUGCCAUUGACCAAUCCAGAGCACUUUGGCACUCCUGUACCAGUGAGUGGGACUGUGAGAAGGCGACGUGCUGCAAAAGAUGAUGAUGAAACUUCUGAUGAUGAAGAAGAGGAGGAGAAUGAAGACAACGUAAAAAAGGGGAAAGUGAAGAAGGUGGAGAAGGAGGCUAAUGUUGGUCGGGUUGUAUGUGUUGAAAUGACUGAGAAGAAGAAGCAAAAAGACAACUGGUUUCCUGGUUUAGUCGUUGCCCCCACUGCACAAGAUACUGUGAAAAUCAAAGUCUCUUCUGAGUACCUGGUACGGUCUUUCCAUGAUGGCCGUUAUUAUACCGUCCCAAAGCGUGAGGCCAGGGAGUUUACCAAGGCCAUUGGAUCCCGUGUUGAGAGCCAUUCCCUGAAAAUAGCAGUGGAGAAAGCCAAUUUGUAUCUUGAUAAGGAUGAGCUCCCACCACAUUGGGACAGGGAUUUGUUGUUUGGGUGGGAUUUGAUUUCAGAUCGAGAUUCCAGUGAGGACUCGGACAGCUCAGAUGAUGAACCACGAGAGGAGAAGGAUCACUUUGUGGCUCAACUAUACAAAUUCAUGGAUGACCGAGGCACUCCCAUCAACAAAGCCCCAAGUGUUGGUUCCCAUGACCUUGACCUCUACAAGCUUUUCAAGCAAGUACACAAAAUGGGUGGAUAUAAUCGAGUCUCAAAUCAUAUGCAAUGGAAGGUAGUUUACUCAAAGAUGAGUCUACCUUCCAUGGCAUCUGGAUCCCACUGCCUGAAGCAGGCAUAUAAAAGGUAUCUUUUCAGUUUUGAGGAUUUCUACCGAAAGCUUGGCUGCACAUUCCUGAGUCAUACCCACUUGUCUCGCACAAGACAUCAGUCAGGGCGCAGCCUAAUUCGAAGCACUGAGAGGGCUCGUGUGCAUUCUCCGUCCCCUGCUGGUUCCAACUCCUCAAAAGCUGGCACUCCAACCCCUCAUGAGAAGGAGAAGGAAAAGGAAAGGGAAAGGGAGAAAGAAAAAGAGAAAGAGAGGGAGAGGGAGAGGGAGAAGGAAAAGGAAAAGGAAAAGGAAAGAGAAAAAGAAAAG
Darwinula stevensoni is the source of this 1778-nucleotide messenger RNA. NCBI's taxonomy places the organism in Eukaryota, Metazoa, Arthropoda, Ostracoda, Podocopida, Darwinulidae. The record is from the annotation of a GenBank genome assembly.